This is a messenger RNA of Adineta ricciae, 948 nucleotides long. Lineage: Eukaryota; Metazoa; Rotifera; Eurotatoria; Adinetida; Adinetidae. The record is from the annotation of a GenBank genome assembly.
AUGAUACCCGAUGAAAUAAAGUUCAUUUUAUUUCUCAUCUUUUAUAUUCCUUCAACUCUCUGCACAUUAUUUGUUCUUUACCACUUAUUAUUUGAUCGAACAUUACGUCAGGCACUUCAUAACCAUGUUAUUAUCGUUCUUUUAGUCAUCUGUUUGCUUGCUGAUGGUACGAUUUACCCUUGGAUGCUCUACUAUUAUCAGAAUGAAAAUACAUGGAAUCGAUCGAUGAUCUUUUGUACUAUCUGGGGAUUUUUAGAUUGGAGUCUUUAUAUUCUACACACAAUGUUAUUUGCAUGGGCAACAGUCGAAAGACAUAUUCUCAUCUUUCAUGAUCGAUGGAUUUUAACAAGAAAGAGACGAUUGAUUUUCCAUUAUUUUCCCCUUGUUUUCUUUCCUAUUUAUUUAUUUGUCUUUUAUUUUCUUGUUUAUUUCAUUCCGCCAUGUGAAAAUUAUUCCGAUCCCACGUAUCCUGUUUGUAUGUGGCCGUGUUUAUAUAAUAAUUAUGCACUUUCAAUGUAUGAUUAUGUCGUCGAACAACUCUUACCGACUUUCACCAUUGUUUUCUGUAGCAUUACGCUGCUUAGACGUGUUUUACGGCAAAGAGUUCGAACACAACGAAUCAUUCAUUGGAAAAAACACCGAAAGAUGGCCAUUCAAGUUUUAUGUAUAUCACUUGUCUACCUUCUUUUAUUAUUACCUUAUGCUACUAUUUAUAUUCUUCGCUUUUAUGUCGGUUUAUCAAAUCCAUUACUCGAUGAAUUUUCAGCUUCAACAUCUUUCAUCAGUUAUUUCAUUAUUCUUCUUUUUCCUUUUGUUUCUGCUGUGUCCUUACCAGAAUUACAAACAAAACUGACAAAUCUUCUUCUUUUACGACGAAAAAGACAAAUAAAACCACGUGUGACAUUGCUGGUCAGAGUCCAUCCAAAUGGAAAUGAUCAACAUAAUUGA